CCUGUACACGUACAUGUAGCUUGCCGGGUAAUCAGAAUGGUUAUAAGAAGCCACUACCCCGACGUCGCCAUUCCCGAAGUUUCUCUGGCAGACUUCCUGCUUGCGGAUAUCGGAGGGAAAUAUGAAGAUUACGUUGCACUGGUGAGUGCUGAAACGGGCAAAGAAUACACGUUUAAUGAGGUCAGGUUUUACGUCAGGCGCGUUGCGAGCGCGCUCACGCGGCUAGGGUUUGGCAAGGGGGACGUCUUCUGCAUCUACUGUCCGAACAUUCCAGAGUUCGCUCUCAUGUUCCUAGGAGUAUUAGCCGUGGGUGGAGUUGUGACAACGGCGAACCCUAUGUACAGACAUGACGAGUUGAUACCGCAGUUAAAGAACACGGCAGCCCAGUACAUCAUCACAUUUGAAGACGCAGUUCCAAUUGCUCAACAAGCGGCCAGUGAGGUUGGAUUGAAGGCUGUGUACGUUUUCGGCGAAGCGCCAGGCUGCCGUUCAUUCUCGGAACUUUUGGCCGAUGAUGGGUCCAUGUGCCCAAAAUAUGUCCCGGUUAACCCAAAGGAAGACGUAGCGAUCCUGCCGUCCUCUAGCGGAACGACCGGUUUACCAAAGGCUGUGAUGCUGACACACUAUAAUGUAGUUGGUAAUCUGAUACAGAUGAGAGAAUUGGUUUAUAGAGGAAAACCCGGAGAUGCUUUGAUGGGCGCCCUGCCGUUUUUCCAUAGUUUUGGGAUGCUGGUGAUCAUGUUGGGUGGAAUCAAAUACAAGCAGAAGGUCGUCUGCAUCAGUCAGUUCAACCCGCUGCUUUUCUUAGAGUCGAUACAGAAAUACAGGGUCCGUAUGCUGCCCUGCGUCCCCCCUAUGGCCCUCCUACUUGCCAAGCACCCCAUAGUGGACAACUAUGACCUGAGCUGUCUGGAGGACAUCCUGUGUGCGGCCGCACCUCUGGGGGUAGAGACUGAGAGAGAACUGAAGAAAAGGUUUAAUACAGAGGUGGGACAGGGGUACGGGUUGACAGAGACCAGCCCCUGUGUGUCCGCCUCACCCCCCACAGACCGCCACCCCGGGGCGUCUGGGGUGUUGAUGCCUAAUACAGAAUGCAAGGUGGUAGACAUUGAGACAGGCAAAGAAUUAGGUCAAGACCAAGAUGGCGAGCUCUGGUUCAGAGGACCCCAAGUAAUGAAGGGCUACUUGAACAACCCCCAGGCCACUGCAGCCACUGUGGACAAAGAUGGCUGGCUUCACACUGGCGAUAUUGGUCACUAUGACAGCGGUCAUCAGUUAUACAUUGUAGAGCGUCUCAAGGAACUGAUAAAGUACAAAGGCUUUCAGGUCCCGCCUGCUGAACUGGAGGCGGUGUUGUUAUCCCAUCCGGCCAUAUUGGACGCCGCCGUGGUGGGGAUUCCCGAUCAAGAAGCAGGGGAACUUCCGUUCGCCAUGGUGAUCUUGAAAGAGGGCAAAAAGGCGACCAAGAAAGAAGUGGCGGAUUUCGUGGCAGGUAAACUUGCGCCAUACAAACGUCUGAGAGGAGGAGUAGAGUUUGUAGAUGAGAUUCCCAAGUCCGCGAGCGGCAAGAUUUUACGGCGGCUCAUACGUGACGAAAUCGCAAAGAGGCGAACGAAGUCCAAGCUGUAAGAUGAGCAUUUUGGUCGAUCCGGGGGCUAUCCAUGAAAACAUGGAAUCAUGAAAACCGUAGGAUUGAACCUACUGAGUAUUAAUUAAUAUAUGCAAUGGAGAUUAAUUUUGCAAUACAGGUUAACCCGGUUAGCGGAUUAUUUAAUUUAAAGGUGAUAAGAAAAAAAAUUAAAGGGACGACAAUCAAAAUCGUUUUUGACACAGGAUACUUGUAUUAGAACAGAUGUCUGCCUCUGUAUCUUUUUUUUUUUUUUUUUUUGAAAGUUAUCUCUGAGUUUUAUAUGAACUUUGGUGAAAACUGCCAAUAAUUCAUCAUAAUAAUUUCGGGACAAAAUAUCAUGUGAUAUGAUAAGUAUUAUUAGACCCGUGUCUUACAAUGCAAAUUAAUCCUGUGUCUUGUGAUAUGAUUAGUAUUAUUGGACCUGUGUCUUGCGAUGUUAUUACUAUUAUAAGACCUGUGUCUGAUCAUGUUAUUAGUUUUAGUGGAUCUGUGUCUUUAAAGUUAUUAAGUGCAAAAACAACAAUGUUACUCUAGGGCAAAACUGGAGCGAGCCGUUAUUACAUGAAAUCAUCGAUAUACCUUUCAAUUUGUUGUUGAACUUUAAGUCAGUUAUUAAAGGUUUUGUCAAAUA
Messenger RNA from Lingula anatina, 2261 nucleotides. RefSeq lists its product as uncharacterized. Gene Ontology annotation, molecular function: CoA-ligase activity. The record is from RefSeq and is a predicted model, not a curated record. Lineage: Eukaryota; Metazoa; Brachiopoda; Lingulata; Lingulida; Lingulidae.